UGCUAAUGCUCAGCUUUCACAAAAUCUCUUUCACACACUGUCUCUCCUCUCCCUCUCCCUCUCCCUCUCCCUCCCCCCCUCUCUCUCUCUCUCUCACACACAUAAAAGGUUCAGAACUUAGCUUAGUUAGGCUCUGAAAUCAGUCUCUCUCUUUCUCUCAUGAAAAGUUCUUCAAAACUUGGGCUCUGAAAUCAGUAAAAGAGGAAGUUUCCAACGAGAGCCGGGCACUGCGCUGCGCCAAACUGAGAGGGAAAGAAGCAGCAAACCCCAUGCGUAUUGACUCUCUCCUAGCCAUUGACUUGCCCCUCUCCAAACUCCGAGGCAUCCCACUGUGAACUCUGAUCCCUUGGUGUCAUAUAAUAAUCCAUCCUCGGAAGCAGCACCUUUUUCAGCUCGUUCAAUCAACAGAGAGAGAGAGACAGCUACCUCCAUUUCUAGCUAGCAAGGGUUUGGAUCCUAUGUGAAGAAGGAUUAAGCGAAAAACAAAAUGGGAAUGAUGAUGAGAAAGGAGCUGGCUUGCUUGUCCCUGAUACUUCUGAUGCUGAUAGAGCUCGAGUUGUCUUCUCCGUGCUUCGCCGAAGGCUACUACAACAGAUUCAAAGGCGGCACCGGCGGAGGCGGCGGCGGCUCCUCCGCCGCUUCUCCGAAACCCCAGAAAGGAUUCAAACGCAGUAAUGGCGAUCAAGAUGACGAUCUUUUCGGCGCAGACAAGAGGAAGGUCUACACGGGCCCCAAUCCUCUACACAACAGAUAAGCAAACAGACAAAUUACCCACAAAAAGGUCAAAAAAACAAAAGAAAAAAAGCUUGAUUUUCUUUCUCAAGCUCUGAAAAUUUUCUCGCGUUUUCUCGCCUCCCCCCUUUCUUGUUUUCCUACAUCAUAUAUGCUUGGAUUGUUGCAAGUAAUCAUUAAUAACCUUACGAUAUUUGUAUAUGGCAAUUCAGCUUCAUCUGAGUACUGAGAUUUUGAUGAUGAUCAGAAUAUAUUUUAUUUGUCAAGAAUUAAAAUUAAUACUUCUUCUUCAUGUAUGUGGAUGGAUCAUUUCAUCAUGGAUGUAAUUAAUUACUUCUCUCAUUUGG
Messenger RNA from Diospyros lotus (date-plum), 1079 nucleotides. RefSeq lists its product as uncharacterized. Gene Ontology annotation, biological process: system development. NCBI's taxonomy places the organism in Eukaryota, Viridiplantae, Streptophyta, Magnoliopsida, Ericales, Ebenaceae. The transcript has a single exon. The record is from RefSeq and is a predicted model, not a curated record. The coding region runs from base 488 to 754 and encodes 88 amino acids.